Molecule: messenger RNA, 720 nt
Organism: Emericellopsis cladophorae
Lineage: Eukaryota; Fungi; Ascomycota; Sordariomycetes; Hypocreales; Bionectriaceae
Product: D-beta-hydroxybutyrate dehydrogenase-like protein
Exons: 3
Coding region: 1-720 (239 amino acids)
Biological process (GO): phosphatidic acid biosynthetic process; triglyceride catabolic process
Cellular component (GO): lipid droplet; endoplasmic reticulum
Molecular function (GO): acylglycerone-phosphate reductase (NADP+) activity; triacylglycerol lipase activity
Source: RefSeq, a predicted model, not a curated record
AUGUCUUCCAAGACGGUCCUCAUUCUUGGCUCGUCGGUACACCCGCUGCUCAUCUCCUUGACGACUUCGCUGGCGCAGCAGCACACUGUCUAUCUGACACUGCCAUCCACCGCAGCAGUGCCAGCCGCCCUGUCAGAGAGCUCCAAAAUUACUGUUCUUUCACUCGACAUGUCCUCGUCUCUGUCCGCCGCAACAGUCGCUCGUCGUAUCGCCUCUUCUGUCUCGGGCAUCGACAUCCUCGUCAACGACGCCGGACUUGGGGGCUCACAGGCCCUCCUCGACGCCAUGCGGACCUCAAGCACGUACAAGACCAAAAUUGCCAGCAUGACAGACACAGUCGUGGUCUUUGCCGACCUGCUAGAGCGCAACGGUGGGAGGGUCGUGUGUCUCGGCACAUCAGCCGCCAUGAUCUCCGCGCCGUGCAUGAACAACGCCCGGUUCUCGACAAAGGAGGCGCUGGUCCAUUUGUGCAGCGAGAUGCGGACGGCACUCGCGCCGUGGGGCGUACCCGUGUCGUGGAUCACGGUGGACUGGACGCCCACGAGCGGGCCACUUGUUGUGGCGUCGUCGACGAGACGGGGUGGGACGAUGCAGAUGAGCGGUUUGGUGGAUGAGAUUGAGCAUGAUGGGAGGAGGUCCGGCUGGGACUGGCCGGGGCGCUUUUUCAGGGGAAAGGAGAGUGAUGAGUCCAUGGUCGAAAAGGGGGUUCUUGGGUGUUAG